UUGAAGAGACGCGGCGAGUGCCCCGGAAGCGGAAGUGUAUGCCCUUCUUGAAAGGCUGGACUACGCCGAGUGGUGACGUUUCCUCAUUGGGCGGAAGGUUCGGUGGCAGUCGUCGGUCUUCCAGCUGGUGGGAGUUGGCGUUGCGGUGCUGGGCGCUGGGACCCUAGUUUAUCCAGUUUGGGAAGUCGGGCUGUGGGGUCGCACCUGUCUGUUUGAUCCCCGCGUUCCCUGGUUUCCUCCCCUGGCGUGGGGCUUCGCGAAGGUCUCCCCGGCCCCUUUGGGCCACGGCGGUAGCGGUGCCUUUUGCGAUUUUCUUGUAAUCACAUCUUAAAGCUUUCAAGAUGGUACUAGCAGACCUUGGAAGAAAGAUAACAUCAGCAUUGCGCUCAUUGAGCAAUGCCACCAUUAUCAAUGAAGAGGUCUGCUAUUGAUCUUGAAGAGAUGGCAUCUGGUCUUAACAAAAGAAAAAUGAUUCAGCAUGCUGUAUUUAAAGAACUUGUGAAGCUUGUAGACCCUGGAGUUAAAGCAUGGACACCCACUAAAGGAAAACAGAACGUGAUCAUGUUUGUUGGAUUGCAAGGGAGUGGUAAAACAACUACAUGUUCAAAGUUAGCAUAUUAUUAUCAGAGGAAAGGUUGGAAGACCUGUUUGAUAUGUGCAGACACAUUCAGAGCAGGGGCUUUUGACCAACUAAAACAGAAUGCAACCAAAGCAAGAAUUCCAUUUUAUGGAAGCUAUACAGAAAUGGAUCCUGUUAUCAUUGCCUCUGAAGGAGUGGAGAAAUUCAAAAAUGAAAACUUUGAAAUUAUUAUUGUUGAUACAAGUGGCCGUCAUAAACAAGAAGACUCUUUGUUUGAAGAAAUGCUUCAAGUUGCUAAUGCUAUACAACCAGAUAACAUUGUUUAUGUGAUGGAUGCCUCCAUUGGACAGGCUUGUGAAGCCCAGGCUAAGGCUUUUAAAGAUAAAGUAGAUGUAGCCUCAGUAAUAGUGACAAAACUUGAUGGCCAUGCAAAAGGAGGUGGCGCUCUCAGUGCAGUUGCUGCCACAAAAAGUCCAAUUAUUUUCAUUGGUACAGGGGAACAUAUAGAUGACUUUGAACCUUUCAAAACACAACCUUUCAUCAGCAAACUUCUUGGUAUGGGUGACAUUGAAGGACUGAUAGAUAAAGUCAACGAGCUGAAGUUGGAUGACAAUGAAGCACUUAUAGAGAAAUUGAAACAUGGUCAGUUUACGUUGCGAGACAUGUAUGAGCAAUUUCAAAAUAUCAUGAAAAUGGGCCCCUUCAGUCAGAUCUUGGGGAUGAUCCCUGGUUUUGGAACAGAUUUCAUGAGCAAAGGAAAUGAACAAGAGUCAAUGGCAAGGCUAAAGAAAUUAAUGACAAUAAUGGAUAGUAUGAAUGAUCAAGAACUUGACAGUACUGAUGGUGCCAAGGUCUUCAGUAAGCAACCAGGAAGAAUCCAAAGAGUAGCAAGAGGAUCAGGGGUGUCAACAAGAGAUGUCCAAGAACUUUUGACACAAUAUACCAAAUUUGCACAGAUGGUAAAAAAGAUGGGAGGUAUCAAAGGACUUUUCAAAGGUGGUGACAUGUCUAAGAAUGUGAGCCAGUCACAGAUGGCAAAAUUGAAUCAACAAAUGGCCAAAAUGAUGGAUCCAAGAGUUCUUCAUCAUAUGGGUGGUAUGGCAGGACUUCAGUCAAUGAUGAGGCAAUUUCAACAGGGUGCUGCUGGCAAUAUGAAAGGCAUGAUGGGAUUCAAUAACAUGUAAAGAAGAUGCCUUAAUAUAAACUGACUCUGUUGAUUACAUUAUUUGCUGAGACCUCAGAAUUUCCCCUCCUUUUUGCAAAUGGGAAAAAAAAAAAAAGUAUUUUUCUUGCCUGUCUUGCCCCCUUUCUCUUCUUGUCUUUUCCCUUCCUUUUCUUUCCUUCUUUUUCCCUUCCUCCCUUUCAUAUGGGAGGAAUAUAUGGUUGUUGUGGAAAUCAUUAUAUUUUUGCUUUAGAUUUUCUUUUCUGUUAGUUUCAACCAUCAUAACACUUCGGAAGUUAAACAAAUCAUGAUGUAAAAUUUUAGUACUUAAAAGUUUUUAAUUGUCUCAAAGGCCAACCAUUACCUUUGUAAACAGUCCUGGUCAGUAGUUACAUGAUGUCUCAAUAAAAGUGCUAUACAAUAAACUUCAAAGUCAUUAUAAGUUAAGGGGUUGUUUAACUUUCUUUAUGGUUUAAAAUGAUCAGUGUAUCAUGUUAAAAGGCAGACAAAAAGAUAAUAUUUAAAACUGUUCCCAGAAGUAUACCUUUGUUGGGACACAUGGUAGAGUAACCUAACCAUUAGUAUUAGGAAUUUUUGUUUAACUUGGAAUAAUUAAGAUAAUUUUGCCAUAGAAAAUCUUAACUCUGACAUUUAAAUUGAAAUUGUGAAUUUGGUUAUAGUUCACAAUUUAAUGUUUUAUACAUAACUUUCUUUUUUUUACCUCAUAUUUUUGAAGCCUGAAUGGCAAUAUUUGAUUUUCUUGCAAAGCCAAUUUUGUUGUUUCUUACAUACCAAAAAUCUGCUUGAAGAAAUUGAUAUACUUUGAUGAUAAUAGCUGAUGUAUAGAUCUCCUAAUGGGAAUAUAAUUGCAGAUAUUAGGAUGUCAUUAUUAUAUAUUAAAAAGAAUGAGACCAUAACAA
Molecule: messenger RNA, 2662 nt
Organism: Odocoileus virginianus texanus
Lineage: Eukaryota; Metazoa; Chordata; Mammalia; Artiodactyla; Cervidae
Source: RefSeq, a predicted model, not a curated record